Molecule: messenger RNA, 4068 nt
Organism: Anopheles marshallii
Lineage: Eukaryota; Metazoa; Arthropoda; Insecta; Diptera; Culicidae
Gene: Nup160
Product: nuclear pore complex protein Nup160 homolog
Exons: 14
Coding region: 1-4068 (1355 amino acids)
Cellular component (GO): nuclear pore
Molecular function (GO): structural constituent of nuclear pore
Source: RefSeq, a predicted model, not a curated record
AUGGCUGAAAUGUUUCGAGAGGUUCCCCUGUUGCAGCAGAGUGUUGGUGGGAACAAAUCGAAAGCCAUCCGUAUAUCAUCAGCAGGUGGUUAUCACGCGAUGUUGGUGGAUUCCAAAACAUCUGAAAUUGCUGGUGGAUUCAGAAUCAAUCAUUUUAUCAAGGGAAUUUCUAUGUUAAAACGUUUCAUUUAUUGGCGAACGUUCAGAGAAUCAAUUUUUUUAACCGAAACAUGCUUGGAUAGAAACCAAGUUUGUUUUGAACUGCAAAUAACGUUUGAAGGAAGUCCUAUACUCGCGGUAGAAUGUUACAAAUCAUCGAAUUCGCCAUUACUUUUAAUCUUUGUAACCACUACAUCUAUCCACCGCGUAUCAUUUGAGAUGCCCUCAUUCAUGGAUCAUCAAUUAUAUACUGAGCAAGAUUCAAUCCUUCUUCAGAUAAACGAACAUAUUGUAACGGAUCCUUUUCACUGUUACACCUUCAUAAACGACAUAGGUCAAGCGGUUCCAGUGGCUGCAACCAUUGCUAAUUCCAGCAAUAAUUUGGAUUCUACAAUAGCUAUUGCAUGCACAAAUUCUUUACAUCUGCUGGUGCUACGAAUGGAAGGGGAUAGAAUGAAGGUACAAUGCUCAGAAUUAGAACACAACCCACUAACGUUUUCGAAACUGAUCCAUUCAAUUACUGAAUCGUGGCGAAGAAAAUCCUACACUAGCCAGGUGGUGGCAAUGUCUUUCGACACACAGACUCUAGCAGAGCAUCAAUCGUUAUUGUAUACGUUGCACCGAAAUGGUGCUUUGCGCGUUUGGUUACUUGGUGGUCGAUGUCUAGCAUCGGAAUAUCUAUCCAAAUACACUCAGGGCAGUGAAACAGAAUUUCAUUCCUGCAUCUUACGGAGUUCAAGGUCGUUGGUGGCACUUUACUUUUCAUUUCAGACGUUUUCUGAGUUUGUUAUAAUACGCCCGGAAUUGUCGAUGGAUUCCCUUACUGGAACCAUCUCAUCAGUAGAACUAAAAAAAAAUUGUACUUUUCUUGCCCCAAACUACGAUCUUAUUGAUUUCAAGCUUUGCGAUGAACGUUUAUGGACCUUAUGGUGCAAUGCCGAGGGUGAAACACAAGCAUUGUUUUAUGAGUUGAACAUGCAAGAUGCAGGAGAAAUAGUGCAUAACGUGUGGUCGCCAAUAAUUUUGGAAAACAUCAGUGAUAAAGAACAUUCUGCAGUUGCGGUUGGCGUGGAUCUGAAGGAUGUUUAUUGCAGCCGUAUUUUUCAGUCUGGAAGUUUUCCUGACAAAGUUAUCAGAAAAUCACUCACGAUGUUUAAUCGCAAUACUGCAAGUAUAACAGCGAGCUCCACUGCUAUAAAUUAUAAUAUGCUACGAUUGAAAAGAUAUGCCCUUACUUGUAUUGAAAGCCAGUUACAACAAGAGUGUGCAACUAUGCGACAGAAUGGCCCAUUGGAUAAUGACCAAAUACAAGAAAUAUCGAAUGGGCUGUGGGAAAAAUUUUAUCUUUAUUGCGUCCAGUAUCGCUUUGAAUCAUCACGACCUAUUGGGUUAUUUAUUUGCGAAGAAGUGCAUGAAGAAAAAUUGUUUUAUACCGCUGGCAUUAUAAGAAAAACAUAUGUCAGUUUCUUCCGCGCUUGUGACGAUUUAGAAGUUGCAUUUUUCUCUCCAUUAUGUAACAGCCAUUUUUCCACCGGUUCACCUAUCGAAAAUGUUUUAAAAGAAAAUCGGGAAAUGAUGGUACUUGUUACAUUUUUGGCCGAAAUAGAACGAACACUUACAGCGGAACAGAAACUAAAACUUGAUAGUUUCAUUCAUCAACGGAGAGAGAGCCAAUCAAACGAAAAUUAUGUUUCGUUAAUUGAAGCCACUCAAAAUCAACUACUCGUUCAUAAUUUGUUGCCCGCAUUUUUGCAACGUGUUUCCAACCUGCCCAAAGCUAUCGAAAAAUUGCUUGAGUACGUAAAACCUGUGAAUAAGGAUAGCUACUUGUCUGCCUGCCAGGAACAAUCGACCGGGCUCGGUAUUUACAACAAUUACGAACUAACGAGUGAAAUAGCAUUAACAACUACGAAACAAACGAUACUGCUGCGUUAUUUGCUACUUCGCAACCUUUUGCUGUUGCAACACAUGAUUCAACGUCACUGUACUUUUCACUACUACAUCAUCGAUGCAAUACAGUCCACCAUUGGUCCGGAUACUGAAAAUGCACUACGGCUUUAUCAGGUUAUGAACUGGAUAGCCCAAACUCGCCUGGACAUCGAUUGGUCAAAGUACAACAAAAUAGCUAUUACGCUUCCGUUAAACAUUCGCACGUCUUUGACUUUGUUGCAAGCGUAUGCCAUUUCUCAGAUGAACGAGGAAAUAUCAUUUACGCGCGAAAAUCUACCAUUGUCUCGAGCACAGAAUACUCUCGCAUCAAUGUCCUUAACACGAAAAGCUAAUACUAUAAUUGCUUUCAUUUGUCCCUCGAGUGAUGAUUUUUUGUUUGGAGAAUGGCUUUCGCAAAAUAAUUUGCAUGUACAUAUUGAUGAAUAUGUUCGCUUGUUGAACAAUUGGUGUGAGUGGAAUAGCUGUUCCAGAAACUUCAUUAAAGCUAAAUCAUGCCUAACAUUAGGGGAUACUUCCAAAGCGCUGGAUCUCUUUCCGUUGUCUUUGAAAGGAAUUCAAAAUGAGCGUAUUUUAAAAAAGUUCUGGUGUCAAGAUGAAAAUAAACCCAGCACAUCGCAUUGUGCAGCGCUCACCGCAUUUUAUCUUAAGCUGAUUCGUAUAUUUCAAAAAGAAGGAGUCUACGACGGUGUUUUGAAACUAGUACACUCUGGAAUUGAUAACACGAUUGAUUCAAUACAACAGACCAUGUUUCAGAGCAUCGAAUUCAGUUGCCAUAUUGAGUUAGGCCAUUACGAAGAGGCGUACAAUGCACUCAUAAAAAAUCAAGAACCUGCGCGCAAAAAAGAUUGUUUGAGGCAAUUGAUAUGUUUACUGUUCUCUCUGCACAGAUUAGACAUUCUUUUAGAUUUGCCGUACUACGGAUUAGAAGAAGAGUUCACUAACAUUGUGGGUAUGAGCGCCCGAUCCGCGGAUAUUGCCGAUUGCUUGCAAUACAACUUUCUGUAUUCAUUUCACGUGAACAAAAUGAACUUACGUAAAGCUGCGACUAUAACUUAUGAGGAAGGAAUGCGAAAUUAUUUUGAAUGCAAAAGUCUGAAUCAUUUGAAUAGGUAUUAUUGUUGUCUUUUAAAAUGUUUGAAUUCACUCUCCGUCAUCAAAGAUUCAUACGCGUGGAUUGUACAUCCUAUCUUAGAACAAGUUGAGGCACCAACUGCAAUAAAAGAGGACAUAAUUGAUAUCGUUGACAAAAAAAGGCUCGAAGAACAAUUGAUAGCUACACACUGUGCGCUUCAAAUAUCCAUGUGUAACGAUGAAUUUAAACUGGUUACAUCUCUUGAUGCGACGAAUCUAAUUUCCUUGCUGAUGAAACGAAAACUGUAUCGUUCCGCAUUUAACUUAGCCCGUUAUUGCAUGCGUUCCAUGGUCCCCACAAUUUAUGAACACAUAACGAGCUCCUGUAUCACAGCAUCUUUCGCUUCCAACGCGGCUGGUUCAAACAUUGAUAACACUACAAACAUCGGAUUACCUUGGUUGAACGACAAUUGCAUAUCAGAUCUAGUUGUUGUGCCCGACAACACUUCCACUGCAUGGAAUUAUUUGCGCCAUACAAUAGAGCAAGAAAACGAGGAUCUUAUUAGUAGUGCCUAUUUGGCGGUAUUUAACCGUAUUCUGUCGAGAUGUGCGUAUAUUCCUACAUGGUUGAAGAAAUGGUGCUUCGAAAAUAUACCCACACAAUUUAUCCGUGCCUAUUUGCGCCACGGUCGUUUAGAUGAAGCAUAUGAAUAUACAAUAGAGUUGUUCAAAACUAAAUUUUUCAGUAGUGGAAAGUUCAAUCAGAAUACUAUUUUUCCUUUAUCGUUGUUGGAAUAUCUAUCCUAUGAGCUGGAGACUUCAUCAACACACAAUAUGGAAAUGCAAACCAUUGAACAUUAUUUGCGCAUAAUUGAAGUGGCUGUUUAA